ACAGCACAUCUACCAGAAACAUUUGGGGUCCUUCGGUUUCACGUGUGCUGCUGUAGCAUCGUGAGGGAAAGCCAUGCCGAAAUCAAAGAGGGAUAAGAAAAUUUCUUUAACAAAAACAGCCAAGAAGGGUCUGGAGUUAAAACAGAAGCUUAUAGAAGAGCUAAGAAAAUGUGCAGAUACAUACAGAAACCUCUUCAUAUUUUCUGUUGCCAAUAUGAGAAAUAACAAAUUAAAAGACGUGCGAACAGCGUGGAAGCACAGCAGGUUCUUCUUUGGCAAAAACAAAGUAAUGAUGGUUGCUCUGGGCAAAAGAGAUACAGAUGAGUAUAAAGAUAAUUUGCAUAAGGUGACAAAGCAUUUACGAGGAGAAGUGGGUGUGCUAUUCACAAAUAAAACUAAAGAAGAAGUGCAGGAGUAUUUCAGUCAUUUUAAAGAGACAGAUUUUGCACGGGCAGGAAACCAAGCUCAGAUGGAUGUAACUCUUGAUGAGGGGCCUCUGGAACAGUUCACUCACUCAAUGGAGCCACAGCUAAGACAACUGGGACUCCCCACUGCUCUGAAAAAAGGGGUGGUGACACUACUGAAGGAUCAUGAAGUAUGCAAAGAGGGGGAUGUAUUAACGCCAGAGCAAGCACGGAUACUGAAACUGUUUGGCAUUGAAAUGGCUGAGUUUAAGGUGCAGAUCAAAUGCAUGUGGAACUCUGAGACGGGUGAAUUUGAGAGCUUUGGUGCAGAGGAAGAGUCAGUUCAGGAGAACGAAGAGGAUGAUGAGGAUGAAGAUGAUGCAGAGUGAGACCUCUGCAGAGACUGUUAUUGUCUGGUUUUGUUUGAUCCGCCUGGCCGCUGUUUAUGGACAUUACAUUGAAUAUGACCAGACUAUUCUCUUCCCCUUUCAAAGUUUGUACAAAACUUGCCAAUUUACAGUUGAGAUAAACUGCUGUUUAUCAUGAAUUUUUUAUUUGUACUGAUGUGUGGAUCAGUAAACAAGUGUUUAAAAUGA
This is a messenger RNA of Boleophthalmus pectinirostris (great blue-spotted mudskipper), 1000 nucleotides long. RefSeq names its product MRT4 homolog, ribosome maturation factor (gene mrto4). The record is from RefSeq and is a predicted model, not a curated record. The transcript is spliced from 8 exons. Gene Ontology annotation, biological process: rRNA processing; nuclear-transcribed mRNA catabolic process; ribosomal large subunit assembly. Gene Ontology annotation, cellular component: preribosome, large subunit precursor; nucleolus. Lineage: Eukaryota; Metazoa; Chordata; Actinopteri; Gobiiformes; Gobiidae. Bases 74 to 793 code for a protein of 239 amino acids. Gene Ontology annotation, molecular function: RNA binding.